Molecule: messenger RNA, 3579 nt
Organism: Prorocentrum cordatum
Lineage: Eukaryota; Dinophyceae; Prorocentrales; Prorocentraceae
Source: the annotation of a GenBank genome assembly
AUGAUGCGGGCACCGUCAUCGAAGACGACGGGGCCGCUCCCACUGAUUCCAGUGGGUCCGAUGGAGAGGACUGAGUCGCUGGACGACGAGAACGACGAGGAGAUCAGCCGAGCCGACUCGGAGGCGCUCCUCGAGAUUGCCGCCUGGCGGCCGCGGACCCUCGGCGACGAGGAGGACGUGAGCGGCGUGCAGGUUCAAGUGCCCUACUACAUCGAGGCGAUAGACCGAAGGCGCCGUCGGAAGAUGUGCGUCUGGUACGUCUUCAGAAUGACGAGUCUGGAUACGAACGUGGCAUCCGACGACAGAACGUGGUGGAACGCGAAGGCGGCCACCGAACUGUCUCAACUCUGCCGGCCUCGAAGAAGGCUGCGGAUGUUUCGCCGCGGUCCAGGUGCAAGAAGAUAUACCUGCUACGCUGUGAAGACCCUGGAGACGUUCCGCCAGGUCGUUGUGAAGGACCUCGAGUCGGAGACCUUGCUGAAGAGCAAGGUCCUGGCCACCGUCUCGAUCUCAGAGGAUCCCUCACAGGAUGCUAACCUCGGUGCGCUAGAAUCUGGCCAGGGCACAGAACAAGCUGGGCGGCAAUUGUCGAAUCCGAAGGACGAUGCUGUGCGGCAGGUGUCGAACUCGACGAUGCCCGACGACGCGCGCAUGGAGCCUGUUCAGCAGCUCGACGACGCUCGCGGAGAGUUCCAGCAGGUGCAGUCGGCGCAGACGCCGAUCAGCGCUGGGAGUGGUGGCGCGUCGAAGGUGACGCUGGUGCUGCCGUCGGCGUCAUCGCGGGCCCGCACACUCGCGAGCCCUGCGAGGCUGGCUCGGAAGGUCGCCCAGAAGCGCGGGCGGGGUCGAGCGGCCUUGGUGCCGCCUCGAUUCUUCCAGGUCCAGGGCAGCUCGAUCUGCGGCGUCGCGUUCGCACAUGCCAAGCAGGGCCGCAAGAACAUGCUGCGAGAGACACUGGUAGGCGCCGUCCACUUCGAGGGCCGCUUGUGUGAAGAAUUGUUGCGCGUGACUUCAGACGGCCUGGUCUAUUGCUUCACGCCUUAUGACUGCGACUCCUCGCGUGUCCAAUUCCACGUCGUCGAGAUACUGUGCACAGAGAGCGUGGAGGAGUUGAUGCUGGGCCGCUUCUACGUCUGGAAGGUGCACACGGUGCUUCGCGUAUUUGAGUUCUGCAGCCCAUCAGAGGAGCACAGGCAGGAGUGGCUUGACUGUCUCGAUGCCGAGCGGAAGCGGCUUGCGGCAACCGAUGGGCCAAAGCGUCGUCUGGUUCUGAAUGACCGCAUUCUCAUCUCAAGUAAUAUGCCGCCGCCCCCACCGGGCAUUGUGGAAGGCAUGCUGGAGUCGGUUCUGAGCCUUCCGGCCAAGCCCACCAUCGACGAUCUGAUCACAUUCCAGGAUUGCACCUCCAUGUUAAAGGCCGUCGACUUUGUGGGUUGGAGUCACUCCGAGGCACUGGCUUUCUGGAUGAAUGUCUAUCACUGUCUCCUGCUACACGGACGUGCCAUUCUCGGCACCCCGAAGUCAAAGGCCGAGCAGUCGCGCUUCCACACACGGGUCAGCUACAUGAUUGGCCCCUACGCUCUCAGUCUGUCCGAGAUCGAGAGGAUCAUGCUGCGAGUGCCAAGGCCAGAUCCGAAGGUGGAUUUUGCUCGAGACAAGGCAAAGCAGCGCGCACGACAGAUGCUCGGAUUCUGCGGCAUGUGCCGCCGAAGUGGAAGAGCCACCACGCCAGGGGCAGCAGGCGAGAGUGCCCGCAACGACGACGACGAUGACGACAUGGAUCCAGAUGAUCGCCCGUCGCCACGCGGCGGUGGCGGUGCCGGUGGCGUACUGUUCAACCGGGCUUGCAUGCCGAUGCCAACCGUCAAGCUUCCAAAGUUUCAUGUCCGCCAGGAAUCCACAGCCUGCCUCUUCCUCGGGAGGAUACCAGAGCGCCUCGAGGCCCCGAAGCUAGACCUGAAGGUGAUCUUGUGCCUGAACCGCGGGCAUCUGAGCUGCCCCAAAGCAGUCCCGGUCUUCCACGCGUCUCGGCUGGCGAGGGAGCUCGACGACGUCGCAAAAGCCUUUGUCGCCGAGUUCGCGAAGAUAGAAGAGACCGCCGAUGGCCAGCCUGUCAGGUUGACGCUGCCGCAGUUCAUUGGAGGUAUCAAGAAGGAGUUCCAGUCAGAAAGUCAGGAUGCCCUACUGAAGUUCUUGUGGCCAAUGGUGCCUCGCGAUGGCCAGGGGACGCCACCGCCGGCUGGCGUCCCGGUGAAGUUUAUGCGCCGCGACGAAGGGCCUCGCCCGCGCGUCGAUUUCACGAGGGGGGCUCAGGGAACCCUGAUCCGCCGAUCAGGGCUCGAUCAGGCCGAGACGUGCAUCUUCACCGACGCGUUCACCGACGAGAGUUUCCAGCAGAACCUUACGGCCAGCACCGAGAGCAGCGAGUUUUACUCUUUCUUCUUCUACCCCUACAAGCUCUACUUCAAGUUCCUCACCUUCCAUACGGGGCAGAAGACAUCAUGGCCCAUGACAGUCGCCAAUAAUAUGCGUGCGACUCGCCUCGGCUUCGCGACGGGCAUGAUGCGGGAGAUGGUCGGUGACGAGUUGCUGGCCCAGCCGAGUCACGAUGUUUGGCAGAACGCCACGGGAGAGCAGUUCGCAGCUGAGCCAGCAGGAGCGACAGUACUAUUGCAGAAUAUCCAACGGGAGUUCGGAAUGCAAGAGCACGAGAUGAAUAUUCAGUCGUUGGACGCCUUCUUCAUGCAUCACCGAGGUGCUCUGUCUCUUUCGGACUAUUUGACGAUGUGGAGAAUGACCGAUGACGAGGCUCACGCGAAUUCAGGAUUGGAGAUCAAUGACAUGGGAAAGUCAUAUUUGUUAUUACGCACCUCGGGCUUGACAGAUGGAUUGAAGGAUGAUACAAAGUUGAAGUUGGAUGGCAACUUAUCGCGUUUCGAGGAGCCCAUGCAGUUAUUGCAACGACUGGCCCACUCGGAGACGAACCCAGGCUCUAGCAUUCCCGAGAUGAUCAAGCAGCACUGGCAGGACACGGAAUGGCAGGAUGAUUCGUGGUAUUCGGACGAGUGGUACGACGACAGUGGUGAUAUCGACGAUUCCAAGCGAUUCUACCCUCCAGAAGAUCACGAAGACAAGGUCGACGGCGAUACUCCAAUGGACGACGGUACAGGUCUCGCCCAGAUUAAGAGGGCGAUCUUCAUGAUGAGCAACGGCGACACUUAUAGCAACAUGCACCUAGUACGUGGACGUGAGAUGGCUCGCAUCAUCGUGGAUCCUGGAGCAGCCGCCGGACUCAUGGGCACCGACGCGAUGAAGGAUUAUGUACGCACAUACCUGAAGGACGCUGGUCUUGAGUAUUCAUUGGAACUGAGCCACAGCACAUUCUCCGGCAUCGACGGCAACGCGGACCCUGGCCUGGCAUCCAACGCGGCCCUGCUCUGCGAUAUCUUGGAUCAUCGUGAUGGUGUUCUGGUUCUCAAGGUCAAGGUUGCUCACGCGAGCACUAAAGCAUAUUGCAUCAGAGUUUUCUUCGCGGACAGUGGUCACGAUCCCUUACCAGUUGUGCAGUUUGGACAGUAG